AUGACCGUGUUCACCGGGAAAUCAGAGGCUUAUAGCAAACUAUUACACGAAGAUGUGUUAAAAGUUUUUCAACAAUCUUUUUCAAGUUUCACAGACGUACAGAUCAAAGCAGGAAAGGAACUUCUCACAUUUAAUGACGUUAUCGUUGAAUCGCCCACAGGUUCAGGAAAAACUUUAUCGUUCCUUCUCCCAUUAUUCACUCUUCUCAAAAAUAGAACCAAGCUAGAAAAAUUGGACAUUGGAGCACUCAUUGUUUCUCCUUCAAGAGAAUUAGCAAAACAAAUCGCCAAUGUGGCUAAGCCAUAUGCAGAUGCUUUAGGGUAUACCAUUGGAACCGCUAUAGGAGGAUCGAAGUCAGAAAAUAGUUAUAAAUCUCUUAUUAAAAAUGGAGGAAAUAUUUUGAUUGCUACCCCUGGCCGUCUCUACCAAGUUCUUGAAAUGGAUAAGGAUGAGAAAAUUCAAAGACGCUUAAAGAAACUAGAAGUGUUCAUUGCUGAUGAAGCUGAUCGAUUCAACGAGACACAGUUUGAAGUUCAUAUUAAAGCUAUUCUUGCUGCCAUACCUAGACAAAGAAGAACUGGUCUUUUCUCCGCUACACAGGCUAAAGAAAAAUCUGAUUUGGCCGUUUUCUCUUUGAGAAAUGCUAAAACCAUCAAGCUAAGAGAAAACAACGAUACCGUUGCUCCAUCUUCUCUCAAUAAUUUCUACACUGUUUGUGAAGCUGCAGAGAAACUCAUGUGCGCUAUUGAGUUCAUUAGAAAUCAUAAAGAUAAAAAGAUCCUUCUCUUCUUCCCAUCAUGCUGUGGAGUAGUCUAUUUCAGAGCCAUCUUGGAACAUGUCAAACUGAAACGCAAAAUUUUCGCUGUUCAUGGUAAAAGUAGUCAGAAGCAAAGAACUGACGAGAUUGCCAAUUUCCGGAAAAACGAUAACAGUAUCAUGCUCUCUACCGAUGUAAUGUCAAGAGGUAUUGAUAUUGAAGACAUCGAUUGGGUAAUUCAAUUCGAAAUCCCUAAACUUUCAAGUUGGUUCAUUCAUCGAGCCGGAAGAACCGCACGCUGUGGAAGAGAAGGAAAUGCCCUCCUCAUCUUGACACCACAACAAACAGCGUACACACAGUUUUUGGAAACUCACGAGAAAGUUGCAUUGAAAGAAUUGCAUGUAAAGACAAGCAAUGCUGACAAAGCAAAACAGCUCCGUGAGAAAAUUAUAAAAAUGGCUUGUGCCGACAGAAGCUUUUUGGAGAAGGGUACUAAGGCUUUUGUGUCUCAUAUCGAAUCUUAUGUGAAACACGACUGCAAUGUUGUGUGCGGCUUGAAAGCUCUCGAUGUUCCUGGCUUAGCUCAUUGCUACGGAAUUUUGCGUUUACCUAAGAUGAGAGAGCUCUCAGAAAGAGCUGACCUUUCCAAGUUUGAACGUAGUGAAAUUGAUACAUCUACCAUUCCAUAUUUGAACGAAAAAAUGGAAGCUAAGCGAGAAGAGAUUAUGAAAGUAAAGCACGAUAAGAGAGUUGCCUUCAAAAAACAGAAGGCUAUAGAUUUAGCGGAAAAGAACAAGAGAAUGAAUAAGGGCAAAGAACCACCAAAAAAAUUGACUAAAGAGGAAAAGGCCAAGGCGGAAAAAGAUGAGAAAAAUCUGAAACGAAAAGCAACCAAAGAAGCCCAGAAAGAGCGUGAUGACUUCGAAAGUGAUGUUCAGCUGAUUAGAAAAAUGAAACGAGGAAGAUUGAGCAGAAAGGAAAUGAAUGAUUUAAGAAUUUAA
Molecule: messenger RNA, 1758 nt
Organism: Auanema sp. JU1783
Lineage: Eukaryota; Metazoa; Nematoda; Chromadorea; Rhabditida; Rhabditidae
Source: the annotation of a GenBank genome assembly